AUGGCGCUCGGGCACGGCUCGAAGAAGUCAUUUUCAUGUGACCAGGGGGUCACACCUGCUUCCCUGAUCGAUGGGGUCAGAGCCGGUGGACAGGCCGUGACUCCCCCCAACAGGAAGACGAGGUCCUGCAAGUGUCUCCUGGCCUUCACCAUCAUCGUCAUCAUCAUCUUCAUAGCCGCAGGAGCCACACUGGCCUGGUACUUCCUGGAAUACAGGGUUUGGGUGUUGGAGGAUCGUGUCCAGCAGCAGUACACGGCCUACCUGUCCAUCCUCAACCGGAACUUCUCUGCUGAUCUGUCCUCUCACAACAAUCCUGCAUUCAAAAAAGAGGCAAAGGGAGUGCAGAAGCUGGUAGAGAAGAUGAUGAAGGGCUCGAGUCUCUCUCGAUACUUCAACUACACCACUGUCUUCGCCUUUGGGGAGGGGAGUGUCGUGGCUCACUUCUGGAUAGUGAUGUCUGUGCCAUGCAGCCAUGUUGGGAGGGUCACGCUGGAGAAGGUCACAGGGAGCCUGGAGGAAGGCCUGAGGUGGCACGGAGGAGCAUCGAAGGAGGAGGAGACAGCCUGCAUCAAUGGAUACGUCCUCCACCUCCCCUCGCUGUCUGUCAGCGAAACUGACUCCAAAGUUAUAGAGCUUUUGAAAUCCUCAUUUGGCUGUUACCGCUACCAGAAGGUGGUAUCCCGCAGCCCUUUGGCUCUCCGUGGCCCCAACACGCAACGCUCCUCCUGCCUGUGGCACCUCCAGGCCGCCCCCGGCUCCCAGCUGGAGCUCCACAUGGAGUGGCUGCUGCCGGAGUGUCGAGACAGGCUGCUGGUGUACAACUCCCUCGCCCCCACGGACACUCACCUCAUCACAUCUGUGUACGGCUGCAGCAGACAUGAGCGUGUGGUGCGUGUGCUGUCCACAGGGGAGUGGAUGACGGUGGUUUGGAAACAGGGUCUGUACAACUACAAGGACCCCUUCUCUCUGUCUGCACAGGCCUGGGACCACCAGGAGUGUAACUCCAGUAUAGAGCUCAGGGCAGAACCAGGGGUCCAAGGGACACUGAGGACACCUUUCUUCCCCAGCUACUACCCCCCUGACACCAACUGUACCUGGAGCUUCACUAUGCCCAGUGUGGGGAUGGGCUUGUCUCUGGAGUUCGACGGCUACGAGCUAAGCAGAGCCAGCUACAACCAGGUCUGUACUCAGGGACAGUGGAUCAUCCAGAACCGCAGGCUGUGUGGUACCAGGGGCCUGCAGCCAUACAACGAACGCCUCCUCCUGCUCUCCAUGACGGCCACUGUUGUCAUGACAUCAGAGGUGUCACUCACAGGGCCGGGCCUUCAGCUGCACUACAGUGUCUUCAACCUAUCAGAUCCUUGCCCAGGCCAGUUUCUGUGCACCAUUAAUGGGCUGUGUGUUCCUGCCUGUGAUGCAAUCAAGGACUGUCCCAACGGACUUGACGAGAGGAACUGUGUGUGUGCGGCACAGUUCCAGUGUCCAGAGGACAGUCAGUGUGUGGACUACUACAAGGUGUGUGACCAGCACCCAGACUGCCCUGAAGCAACGGAUGAGAUGAACUGUACUGAUGGUGUGCAGUGUACAGACAUGACCUAUGUGUGCGCUGAUGGAACCUGUCUGAAGAAGCCGAAUCCAGAGUGUGACUUUGUCACCGACUGCCCCGACGCCUCUGAUGAGAAACAGUGCGACUGUGGCCUCCGGCACUUCUCCAGCCGUAUUGUAGGGGGUACCAAUGCCACGGAGGGGGAGUGGCCAUGGCAGGCCAGCCUGCAGGUGCGGGGUAACCACAUCUGCGGGGGGGCGCUAAUCUCCAGCCAGUGGGUGGUCUCUGCUGCCCACUGUUUCUAUGACGACAACCUUUACUCCCCCUCAGUGUGGACGGUCUACUUGGGUAAACUCCUGCUGAACCGCAGCAGCUCUACUGAGGAAGUGGUGCGAGUUCAGCGGAUCCAAAUUCACCAGUACUACGACGAAGAUACCCAGGACUACGACCUGGCCCUGCUGAAGCUGGACCGGUCCGCCUCCAUGGUGCUGGCUGGACAUGCUCGACCCGCCUGCCUGCCUCCGCCCACCCACCAGCUUGAGCCGGACCUGCUCUGCUGGGUCACCGGCUGGGGGGCUCUCCGUGAGGGGGGCAGUUCCAGUAAUGUGCUUCAGAAGGUGGAUGUUCGCCUGGUCAGCGAGGAAGCCUGCAUUCGCUCCUAUGGCCACCUGGUCACUCCCAGAAUGCUUUGCGCCGGUUACCGCAGUGGAGACAAAGAUGCCUGUCAGGGAGACUCCGGCGGUCCCUUGGUUUGCCAGGAGCCGUCGGGCCGCUGGUUUCUGGCUGGGGUGGUGAGCUGGGGCAAAGGUUGCGGGCGUCCAGACUACUACGGCGUCUACACUCGCAUCACCAGGCUCACGGGCUGGAUCAAGCAGGUCAUCAGCAGCCCCUGAGACACUGGGCAUCUUCAUCAUCCUGACGUCAUUGUCCUCACAACCCGACGCUGGAUGCGAAUGAAAACAUUAUCCACAUGAGGAUGAAAAAUGAUGGCAGAUGGUUUGAAAUUGCCACUGGGACAGACAGU
This is a messenger RNA of Chelmon rostratus (copperband butterflyfish), 2570 nucleotides long. Its product is annotated as transmembrane protease serine 6. NCBI's taxonomy places the organism in Eukaryota, Metazoa, Chordata, Actinopteri, Chaetodontiformes, Chaetodontidae. The record is from RefSeq and is a predicted model, not a curated record. The coding region runs from base 1 to 2439 and encodes 812 amino acids. The transcript is spliced from 18 exons. Gene Ontology annotation, molecular function: serine-type endopeptidase activity; protein binding. Gene Ontology annotation, biological process: proteolysis.